AUGCAUUUAGAUGCUACGCAAGACAAUUGCUUGAAAAACGUCAGGAGCAGCCAAGUGCAGAAACAGAGAGCCUCCAAGCUUAAGGAGCUGAAUGUUGAGGAAUAUCCUCCAGGUGGAGGAGGGAAUAAGACCAAAAAGAGGAAAGUCAAUAGUCCGUCUCUUAAGAAAUUACUUAAAAAGCAUGAGAAAGACAAGAUCCCUCGACUUCUGGUAGCUAUGAAAAAACGUGGCGAAGUCGACAUAGAGCACCGUCCCUUCAAGUGUUCACACUGCCACUGGGCCUUCAAGAAGCUAUGCAACCUGCAGAGCCACCUACAAACACACACUGGCCUCAAGCCGCAUGUGUGUGAUAUAUGUGGCAAGGCCUAUUCCCAUCAGGGCACGCUGCAGCAGCACAAGCGUCUGCACACGGGUGAAAGACCAUAUCACUGCCCCUUCUGCGUCAAGACCUACAUUUGGUCCUCAGAUUACCGAAAGCACAUCCGCACACAUACCGGUGAGAAGCCCUACGUCUGUGACACUUGUGGCAAGGAUUUUAUUCGCUCCUCGGACCUGCGCAAGCAUGAGCGGAACAUGCACACCAACAACAAGCCCUUCCAGUGUACGCACUGCGACAAGACCUUCAAUAAACCCCUCUCUCUGAACCGUCAUGAGCGCAAGCACCUGGGCGAAAGGCCUUUCUCCUGCCCUGACUGCGGGAAGGCCUUUGCCCUGCCCAGCCGCAUGGCCGAGCACCGCAAGACCCACGCAGGAGUUCGUCCGUUUGUGUGCUCGGUUUGCUCCAAGUGCUUCACAAAGUCCUCCAAUCUGACAGAGCACGAGGCCAUCCACAGUGGUGCGCGGCCCUAUAAGUGCACAGAGUGUGGCGUUGCGUUUGCCAUGGCCUCCCGCCUCGUCCGUCACCAGUACGUGCACAAUAAAGAGAAACCCCUCAGCUGCACGGGCUGCAGCAAGAACUUCUGCCACCUUGAGACACUGAAGCUUCACCAGGAGCAAACGUGUGCUGGGAGAAUCUUUGUCUGUGUGGACUGUGACAAAUCUUUCCAGUGUGCGGCAAAGCUCGCACAGCAUAUGCUGAGCCACAGGGACAAGAGUGUGUGA
Limanda limanda (common dab) is the source of this 1101-nucleotide messenger RNA. It is a transcript of the gene znf648, whose product is annotated as zinc finger protein 648. Lineage: Eukaryota; Metazoa; Chordata; Actinopteri; Pleuronectiformes; Pleuronectidae. Bases 1 to 1101 code for a protein of 366 amino acids. The record is from RefSeq and is a predicted model, not a curated record. Gene Ontology annotation, biological process: regulation of cytokine production; regulation of immune system process; negative regulation of transcription by RNA polymerase II. The transcript has a single exon.